Eleginops maclovinus (Patagonian blennie) is the source of this 3593-nucleotide messenger RNA. It is a transcript of the gene acer2, whose product is annotated as alkaline ceramidase 2. The transcript has 6 exons. NCBI's taxonomy places the organism in Eukaryota, Metazoa, Chordata, Actinopteri, Perciformes, Eleginopidae. The record is from RefSeq and is a predicted model, not a curated record. Bases 289 to 1122 code for a protein of 277 amino acids. Gene Ontology annotation, biological process: ceramide catabolic process; sphingosine biosynthetic process. Gene Ontology annotation, cellular component: Golgi membrane.
CACUCAGCAGUGACUCUUCUCCUCUCGCAGCGCUUGACUACUCUUCGGCUACAGAGCAGCUGUCAGUGCACACAGCGCGGAGCGUCACGACAAGCAGGAGCUUUGUGAAAGGACAGAGGCUUUAAAAUGCAGCUCAGUUUAUGUUGUUUAUCACGUUGUAGUGUCAGCUCUCAAAACGUUCAAAUCUAGCGUAUAAGCAACGAGUCGAUAGUAAGCUUUAGUGUAUUUUUGUAAUCUCUGACGGACGAGUGUUGUCUUUACCCUCCAUUGGACAGAACUAGUCCAGACAUGAGUACCGUUAAUCUGAUUUUUUGGGACCAGUUGCAGGCUGGCAGCUCGGACGUGGAUUGGUGUGAAGGCAAUUACUUAAUUUACCCCAGCAUCGCUGAGUUCUACAACACGAUCAGCAACAUUUUGUUUUUUGUUUUGCCGCCCAUAUUAAUGUGCUUGUUCCGCCAGUAUGCAACACAUUUCAACAGUGGGAUUUACCUCAUAUGGAUUCUACUAGUUGUGGUUGGUAUUGGCUCAACAUAUUUCCAUGCCACACUCAGCUUCCUCGGCCAGAUGCUGGACGAGUUGGCCAUCUUAUGGGUACUAAUGUGUGCCAUCGCCAUGUGGUUUCCUAAAAGAUACCUACCAAAGAUGUUCAGGAGGGACCGGUCAAGGUUCAAAGUGGUCAUCGGCAUCUUGUCAGGGAUCACCACUGGGCUGGCCUUUGUUAAACCUGUCGUCAACUCAUUGUCUCUAAUGACUCUGGGCAUCCCUUGCACUGUGCUGCUCAUUACUGAGCUAAAAAGGUGUGAGAACCCACGGGUGUUCAAGCUGGGCCUGGUCUCAGGGAUCUGGUGGGCGCUGGCUCUGCUCUGCUGGAUCAGUGACAGGAUAUUCUGUGAGAUGUGGUCAUCUGUCAACUUUCCCUACCUACACUGUGCCUGGCACAUCCUCAUCUGCCUGGCGUCCUACUUGGGGUGCGUUUGCUUCGCCUACUUUGACGUUGCGACUGAGGCCCCAGAGCGAGGACCCGUCAUCAUGUUCUGGCCAAAUGAGAAAUGGGCUUUCAUCGGCGUGCCCUACAUUUACUUUCUCUGUGUCCAUAAGAAGUCUGCUAUCAAGGUGACUUAAUGUGACCCAAGUUUGCUGCUAUGCUGGUCGUGCUUCAACACACACUCACUAGGAAGGAACUGUGAGGAUUCAUCUUUCUUUUUCAGUCCCUGUCUGGUUUCAUUACACAGCGGCGUUUAUGCAACUCAAAAGAACAAAAGGUGUCACACAUUAGUGGCUAACUUGGUGAUGAAAGGAUGACUUUUUAACACGGUAACAAAGCCAAGAAAGAUUUAAAAUGUUCCAAACAUGUUCUCAGGCUUCACAUAUACGAUCAUGUAAGUAUUGGUAUUAUGCAUUUCAAUCUUCUUUAUAGGAAGAUUUUGUACAUUUUAUAGUAACUAAGAAAACCUCAUUAUAAAGCGUUGGAUUGCCUUUAUAAACACACGUAUUGCAUCUCAUAGGUGCAGUCUGGCCAUUAUGAAAGCAUAUUUAGAAACAAUACAGCACUGGAUUCAUUAACUGUGAUUAAUGCAUUAGUACUUCCUAUUGUACUGCUUUGCCAAUCUAACUAUGCUCAAUUAAUCAACAAGCUGGUUCAUAAGAUGUAGAAGUGUUUUAAGUAUUUAACACAAGGCCUUAUGUGUUUAACACGUAGUGGACUCAGGCUGUCAUACCUGCCCUCUCUGUGGACCAGCAUUUUGUCGCGUAGACUUCUUUAUGUACUUGGUGUGUUUUGUUUUACUUCCAGCAUGCCAUUGUGAUUGAUCAAAUAGUAUGAGAUUUGUGUUUAAUAUACUCCUGUAUAUAUUAUGUUAAUUAACAAUGUAGUAUGCAGAUUUUUUCCUAUGAAAAACAUAAUCCAAACAUUACUGAAUGAAAAGGUACCCUUUGCUCUUUGCCAAAUCCCAAAGUUAAAAAAGAAAAUGCGAAUGUAAAAUCAAAUUGUAUGAACUGAAUUAGGUUUGAGAAAAUAUUUACAUAUUUUGCACAAAAUCAAGAAUGGUUCUCAAAGCCAAUGGCUAAUUGCACACUUACAAUUUUGUAACUUUGCUUAUGUACAGAUUCUAAUGCUGAGAUUUUCAAGAUUUUUAUUUUUCAAACAGGCCUCAGCUUUUCAGGGUUAUUUAUUCCAGGCUCAGUAUUUUAGACUUUGUGCUAAAUAUUAUUGCAACAAUGAAAACUGCGCAAAAAGCCUUAACCGGACAGGAUAAUGAACUAGAAAAAAGCGAAUGAAGGUACACGGUGUCCUUGUGAGAUGUAUCUGACAGUGUUAAGGGAAAAAGGGGGAACUACAGUGUCAUAUUAAAUAUAAAAAUGGUAAAGUUGUGGCAUGUAUUAGGUUUGAAUAAUGCUUACUAAGAACUUGUUAGUGUCAAUUGACAUAAACAAUUAGAAAAUAUGUGAGUAAACUAUAAAAGGGAAGUAUGCUGGGUGUUGCAAAGCUAAACACGAGCCCUAAUUGUCAGGGAUCACCAAAUCCUUUUCACCACAAACCAUUGUUUUAAAUGUUCUUGAAAACUGCCUCAAGCUAUGUUAACUAAUAUUGUUUUAGUCUCGCCCUCUUGCAGAGGCUUCUGGGAGCUCAAACUGCUAAAAUAACUUGUGCAUACCUGCAGGAUCAAAAGAAGGAUCAUGAUUUAGAAAGAGAAGCUAGUAUUUUUGUGAGAUUCUGAAGUAUUUUGUUAAAACAAUUUAUAUUUUUCUAUGUAAAGUGCAGCCAAAUUUGAAGGGUGAAUGUUUUUUUGUGCAUGAUUACUAUAUUACCUUUGUAUUGCCAAACUGUUCUUUUUUUAAUUAUUAUUUUAUCUUUAGUGGAAACUUAUGGGACAAUGUUAACAAUGUCAACAAAGAUGAUGUGCACCAGAAUGCUUUUAGUGUGCUGCAAAUUAUAUUGAAUCAUACAUCUUAUCCACGAUGUUGGAUCAUUUGUAUGAAUCACUCUCUGAUAAAGUUUGUGUGAACAGGACCGGGUGCUAAACGCUGCCCUCUGCAUCGUGAUACAGUAUUUGUCUUGGCAUGAGGUAUGGUCAUGAUCUCAUAACAGUGAGUUAAGUCUAUUUUAUGGACUUACAUUUGUAUAUAAAUCUCAUUUUCUCCGCCUGCAUUGACAAUACAGACAAACUGCACAUAAAUAUUUAUUUUCAUAAUUUAUCCUGUUUUGUAAACACAUGUGUGUUAUAGAUUAGUAGAACAUUAGUACUUUGUCUUAUUUUAUGCAAUAAACCAAGCCAAUACUUAAAAUGAUUGCUGGUGUUUUUUUUUUUUACAAUACUUUUAUCGUUUUAAUUGCAUAUUGGAAUACUCCUAGCAUUAAUAAUAUUUUUCACCAUUAAAUAAUAUUAAUUAUUCCUGUAUGUAAACUGAGGUGUCCUUGCAUUGAGAAUCCCAAUGACUCAGAUGACCCACCAGGGGGCAAAGCUUUUCCACUUUAUUUUGUUUUCCUCAGCUGUCUCAGAAAUGUUAACCUUCAUCUGCUUUCAGUUUUUAUGAUGUGAAAAUGACUUGUCAAUGCUUGAAGUGAUUGAAUUAAUAAACGAGCCAUUACAGUU